GAGUGAGGUAGGGAGUCCAGUUGACUGUCAGAGGUGGAGUCGCUAAGACUCGAAAAUCAGCACAGGACAUGAAGACUUUAUACCAAAAACGAACCGUAACGUAGUAUAUUUUUGGUAUCGGAAAAGAGAUAUUUUUUUUUGGAUUUUUUUUUAUUUGAAGGAAAUUGUCAGCCGUUAUGAUGUGGUCUUCAGCAUCAUCAUGCAUCGUCACUAUAAUGUUGAUGCUGCAUUUAGUAGUUGGAGUAUUUGGCCAGCGGCCAUCUUCUAACAAUAAUAAUCGCCUUCAACCUCCUGGAGGCCAGGGUUCUCGUAACCGGUUUCCUUCGUCAAAUUUCCAGCCAGGUGGUUCAUCCUUCAACAACCGACCGGGGAGUGGCCUUCCAUCUCAGUCUGGAUUACCUGCAAGUGGAUUACCUUCCCCGUCUGGUUUUCCUUCAAAUGGCCUUCCAUCGCAGUCCGGAUUUCCAUCGAAUCGGUUCCCAUCACAACCUGGUUUUCCAUCAAAUGGGUUGCCAUCGGGGUCUGGAUUGUCAUCAAGUGGGCUCCCAUCGGGGUCUGGAUUGCCAUCAGGUGGGUUACCAUCUCAGUCAGGACGACCAUCAAAUGGGUUGCCAUCGCAGUCUGGAUUACCAUCAAAUGGGCUGCCAUCUCAGUCUGGGUUGCCAUCAAAUGGCUUUCCAGUACCAUCUGGCUUUCCAAGGCCAUCAGGUUUCCCAUCAGUUAAUCAACGCCCUGGUGGUAGUGGCUUUCCAGGUCCUUCUAACUUUCCCCCAUCUCUAUCUGGUAUCCCAGCUUCUGGCCUGCCACCACCACCAUCUGGAUUCCCAGCAUCCAACCAACGGCCUGGUGGCAGUGGUCUCAGUGGUCUUCCUGGGCCUUCUAACUUUCCCCCAUCAAAUGGACUGGCACCCAAUGUCCCAUCGAAUGGACUGGCACCCAAUGUCCCAUCGAAUGGACUGGCACCCAAUCUUCCAUCGAAUGGACUGGGACCCAAUGUCCCCCCAUCAAAUGGACUCCCACCUAGUGUUCUAAGUCCUUCUGGAUUCCCUCCUCAGUUUGAUCCAAACAGAUUCCGGCCUAAUAUUUUCCGCCCUCCAAGUUUUAAUACGCCUGACAAACAGUCCACCACCAGCUUUGGAACGGACCCACAAACUGAUACCUCACCUGAUACUGAAACAACUCGACCGGCCGAUGAGUGCGAGAUUAAUAAGCAUGGUGUGAAACCAGGAAACCUCACAUGCUUCUCUUGUAAGCUGGAUUUCAAGAAAGAUGGCUACAACUGGUCACAUCCGUGUCUAGGACGACACAAUGGCCUUGGUGUCAGUACAGAUUACUUGGUGACUUGUGGAAACAGAGACAUCUAUUGCAGGGAAGAAAGAACCGAAGUCAACGGCGUGUUGAUUUAUCUUACGAGGGAGUGUACCGACACAUGUUACUACGGCUGUCGGCCAAAGGGCUUCGGCAUAGGCUACGAGGCUUGCGCCAACUGUUGCAACGAGCACGCUUGCAACGACAACUACCCCGUGAGCGGAUAGCCCCGACAUCCAUCGCUGGUGCUCGCUCAUCUUGUCGUGGCAUCGAGAAUCCUUCAGUGGACCAUCAGCGAUGGAUUAGAAUAGGCAGACCUUGGUUCCUAGAUGUAGGAGACCUUACCCUCUUUUGCUCCUCUAGACGAAUUCCUAGAAAGUGCUUCAUUUUAGAUAGUCGUUUCUUAGGUUCUAAAUGAAGCAAGCCUUAUCACACUUGUGUGAGCAAAUCUUCAAUACCCCGUAUUUCGUUUUCAACCUGUAAGUCUUUAACUAUAUUUAUCAUCCCUUUAAUCAUGUUCAUUAUCUACUUUUGACACUAUUGAAUGGAGUUUCAUUUUUCAACAGUUUUGUUCAUUUGGCCAUCAACAGUUUUUGUUUCUCACUUGGACUAAACCCCAUUGAUCGUUUCAGAGUUUCUCACUCAUCUUGACAUUGUUGAUGUCUUAUGACACCACAUGCAUAGCUCUGGUAAAAGCCGGUUUUCUUCAAAGGAAGCCGUGCUCAUGAAGAAUUUAAGUGACCAUUUGACGAAAAAAUUCAACUUUGUGAUCGAUCCAUUCGCUGUUCCGUUGCAGCUUCUACUCAUUUUUGGAGAAAGAAAAUAUAUACAACUACUGUGCGCAAGUCAUUUUAUUCAGUAGGCGUGAAUAUUUGCAAAUAAUUACUGAAAUUGGGAAUGGUUUCCUUUUUAAAGCUAAUCUUCAUGGAAGCAUAACAGAUGAAGAGUCGAAUUCCCCUGAGGGUUUGACUGCCUUGUAAAUAUUUACAAAUGUGUUUAUUCAUCUUCAUCUGAAUUUUGCAGUGACGAGAACCCAUCGUACCUAAAAUACAAAUGAGACAUGAAUGUAGGCACUGAAGAAGCCUUUAUUGUUCUUUCAGGCAUUCCUAAUCCAAUAAUACAAAAUAGCCUCUUAAAUACUAUUGUAUGGUUUGUGACCGAACCCGCGUAUUCAAUUACUCAUUAUGUAAAAUAGUAUCAGUAAUCUUUUAUCAUAUCCAAAGCUGCUUCUUGCUUGUGCAUUGACAUCUUGUAAGAGCUAGAAAUGAAAUGAAUGCAGAGCAGCAGCUUGCAAUAUUUAUAAAGUUUCUUUCUGUACAAAGUAAAUAAAUAAAUCUCUAUAGAAAUUCCUAAAGACGUUCUGUAUUGUGCAUAACGCAUUGUUUAUUGUGGAAAGUGCUGUUAUACUAAAGCAUUCAUUCGCUUGCAAAACCUGUCGUAUUGUACGUGUACUAUUCAGUAGCAGUAGAGCCUCGGUAAUGCGAAUCUGGAUAAACCUAUCUCUUGACUCUAACAGUAGACUUCACCCUUAGUACAAAUAAUUACGUUAACAAAUAAUAUAUUUAUGGCGCUGGUGGCUUUUAUGUUUGUCUCGUUUUGUUGGGUCACAUCAGCUGUUUAAACAGGUUAUGAAGAACAUUAAAAACGGUCUUCAUAUGUCUGUUUGAUGACUUUGUAACCCAUAUCAAAAGUUUCCUCUCUCUCUCUCUCUCUCUCUCUCUCUCUCUCUCUCUCUCUCUCUCUCUCUCUCUAUUAUCAGAAGUAAAGAAAAAUAUGGAUUUCAUAUUUCUCUGUAGCCAACAUGUUCGCCAGCAAAAUUAUUUUUUGUUACAGAAAGGUGGAAGAAUUAUGUAAAAAAGGUAAUCUUAAAUCAGCAACUCCUUUAUUUAUCCAGUAAUGAAACACGGUCUGGCCAAACACAUGAAAAACCAAACGUCUUGCACUUCAUUUAAUCACUUGAAGGAAAUGUCUCGUCAGCAGAAUACUAAAAUGAAUAGUUACAAAAUAUCUUUUAUCAUUACGUACAUAUGUAUGCAGACCUUAUUAAGUUAAAAAAGUAACCUCGGUAACAAUUUUGCGAUAGAUAUCUCAUGCUUCUUUGAAGUGCAGGAUUAUCUUUCAUUUCAUAACGGACCUGAACCGCCUUUCAUUGACUGGUGCAUAAGAAUCGUUAUAAUCCCUUAAUGAAACACUAAGUCAUUCGCGUCAAUCCUGUGAAGAAUGACGAUUGAAUAGGAAGGCUCUACUCUGCUGUAUGGACGCGCAUUCACCGUGUCGCAUAUUGUAAAUAUGUGUGUGUACUGCACUUAAAUGUCUAAAUAUAUGCACAACCAUACUGUGUAUAAACUAACAGUGUUAAUUCAAUUAGACUCCACUUUUCCCGAUAUUUAGCUCUCUUACAUUCAUCCGAGGUACCCUUCAGACAUCCUAAUCUCUCACCAAUGAUAAGCAUUCGUCCUUCUGUCAAUUAGUGGUGAAACACUGUUCUUCCCUGACACUCUGAUGUUUGCUCAUUUCAGUGUAGCACUGUACUUUUUCGUCAGUUCCCCGGACUCCAGUUCGUGCGCAGACCUUGACUCCAUUGACAUCAAUUUUUCCGACCAGACCUUUGAUCAACCUCGUUGUUAUCUAGAGGUUCCUGUAUAUUCGUCAAAAUUUCACGUUUCACUGAAAGUCAGAUUUGCUCAUUUUCCUGUUCUUACAAACAUGCAUGUGUGACGUGGGCAACUUAUUUUUUUUGUCAUAGAGACUUUCACAAAGCGAAAUUAUUUGCAUUGAACUGUAUUUUAUAAGAUAUUUGCAAAUCACUUCACAAAGAGAAAGUUGUCAUCUCCAAAGUACGGUUUUAAAAAAAGCAGGACUAACGAUCUCAUUGCCUCAAGGCCAAAAGUGAGCACGAACACGAUUUCAAUGUUUAAAAAUAGGAUUAUAAAACUUUUAGUCACGUUAUUUACUAUCCCAAUCCUUAAUCAAUUUUCAUCUCUGUCACAAUACAGACUUUCAGCAUUUAAAUAUUUUUUUCCCCUUUUCUUUAUUCAAGUUCCUGCGUUGUACUGUAUUCAUUAUUCCCAACCAGUUUGUGUAUUCGUAAAUAAAUAUAUGAG
Messenger RNA from Macrobrachium nipponense, 4412 nucleotides. RefSeq names its product collagen alpha-5(IV) chain-like. Lineage: Eukaryota; Metazoa; Arthropoda; Malacostraca; Decapoda; Palaemonidae. The coding region runs from base 177 to 1535 and encodes 452 amino acids. The record is from RefSeq and is a predicted model, not a curated record. The transcript is spliced from 4 exons.